UCCACUACGCCACCGAGCUACUAUUUGUUAAAAUUAAUAUAUUUGUUUCUAUUUAAUUCACUUCUUUAUUGCAAUCAUGAUAAUACAAGAUAUUCUACACAAUGCUGUAUUUGUGUAGAAUAUCUUGUUAGGGUACAGCAUGAACCCUGUUAAAGUACAGUAACGUCCAAAUAAUUGACAUUAACACAUUUCAUUACAAUAAAAAAAAAAGAUUUUAAUUAAUGGUUUAAUGUCAAUCGUAUCUCCGUUAAAUAAUAAUGAUCACAAAAUUUCAAAAAUAAUUAAUAAUGAAAUUGUCAAAACAAAAAUAUAUAUCAACAGUGCAUACACAUUAAAAUAAACUUCAAUUGAAAUAAUAAUUUAAACAACUACAACAUUUCUGCAAUAUGCAAUGUUAUUCUAAGAGUAUUCCAUUCUAUUGCAAUUGAAAUGCGCAAAAAUGACUUUCCAGCUGAUAUUAUUAUAAAAUGAUUCAUUAUUAUUAUCAGUAUCACUUUUUAUCAUUGCGCUUUAUAGUGUUUAUACAACGAAUGCUUAUCUCUAAGAUAAUCGGGAUGUUGUUUUCAUAUCACUUACAGUUGGCCGGCAACUUUUCCACGAGUAUUAUCCAAAAUUGGUGAGUGUUUUUAAUAGAAUAAGAUAUCUUUUAGUUUCAAAGAACAUACUGAAUCUACAAUAUGAAUAUUAACUUUAUUUGUUGCGCGUCUCAUCAACAAAUAUAUUUUUUUAAUUUAUAUGAAUCAUAUAAUAUAUUAAGAACAAUGAGAACAAAUACCUAAGUAUUUGUAACUGUAAUGCCUAAUACUAAAUACUCUGUGUUCAACAUAUUUUGUAAUUCAUAAUGGAAGCCAGAGUAACGUCUUCUUAAUGUUGUUCUCUCAAUUUUAUGAAAUAAAAUUGUAACGUUCAAUAUGAAUGAAAAGCGUUGCAGAAUGCUGUGUUACCAUAUCUCAGGAUUCCAGUAGUGUAUUUUUAUACCAUAUUUACAUUCCAAAAAGGCGUUUUCAUCUUCUUCAUUUCAUAAAAUUCGUCAAUUUUCAGUAUUUCAUUUGGUAACUAAACAGGUCAUAGGGCCUGCCAUCCCGCAUGCAAGUUUUGAAAGAUAUCUAAUACUAUAUAAAAGAUGGUUUUCUUAAGCGGUAGAUGUGGAAUUUCUCGAUUACAUUACUCUACUAGUUAGUCUAUCAAACAAAGGUUAUUUGAGGUCGCUAAGCAGACGUGUAAAAGCGAUGGAUAUGGAUCAUAUAAAUAAUUAUAAAUUGUUUCUUCAAUGAUUUUCAUGAUAAUUAUUAAGUUUGUACUAAUAGAUGUCGCUCGCUAUGGGGCAGAGAUAGUGCCUAAAUUAAAGCAUUUCCCCUAUAAAUAAAAAGAAGUUCCAUGGAGACAUAUAGAAGGAAAACUUUUUCGAAGUCAGUCAAUCAAAUUAAUCAAGCUCGCCAUCUGGCGAUCCGCGUACCUAACCUGCUGCUAUUAUAUUAUAGCUUAAAUUUAUUAAAACAAGACUCAUUAUUAAUUUUUAUUCUAUAAAUAACUACAAAUUCUAUUAAACAGGAGUAUUCAUUACAUUUCUUUAUGAUUACAGAAUAACGUUAUAAGAAACAUAUUAAAAUUGGUAUAUCUACUUGACAAAAUUAGCAUUAUACAUACUAUUGAAAACAAAAAGGUUUUAAUUCUAAAUAGCAAUUAAAUUUAGUAGUAUGUAUUUUAUUUCCUUUUUAUCUAUUUUUAUAUCUAUCUAAUUGAGCAAAUUUUUGGCGUGCCUAUUUUUUAUCAAUACUAUACCUAAGUCUAACCAAAAGUACUUCCACAACCUCGGUCGUAAUGUAUGAAUGUAAUUUGUAUUGUAAUUCUAAUAAUAGGGAAAGAUGGCUUCUAUAAAAUUAUAACUGAUAAAAAAGACAGUGAUAAAACCAAUAUGUCCGACAACAUUGAAGAUCUGGUAAAAGCUUAUGAUGAAAAAAUUCACUAUCAUGGAUAUCCACGAAGCAUUGGAUUGUUCCCCAUACCGGAGUAUCCUGAGUUGGAGACGAAGGGAGGCAUGUGGUCAGCGGCGCUCGACGCCAUCCUCACAACGCUGCGGUAUCUGGCACCGGCGACGUUACUGACGCUGUUCUGGGGCCAGCAGAGCUUCUUAUUCAAACUCCUCAAGCAUAUCGAUUCCGCGUUCAGAGCAAUUGUUUUCUCAAGCGAAGAACAGAAGCAGUCCGUGUUACAAUGGCUGGGGGAAGUAGGACCUGUACAAGUGGAACACCUGGAAACAGUAUGGCGGCACGGCUGGAUAGUGUGCGGGGUACUAGACGCUGCUCUACCAGGCGCCUGCGCCGGCCACCCACCAACAAGACUCUCGCUGAAGCACGCUCAGGCCAUCGCUGAUCAUUAUCUUGGUGUUGAACCGGUAUUUUCCAGACAGGAGCUGGAUUCUAACGACUCACUAAGCAAACACCAAGAAUGGAAGCUAGCUACGUUCCUAGAUCGGAUUCGUCAAUCAUUAUCAAAACUGACACCACCCGUUUCGAAGCCAGCAUCUCAAAGAACAUCACCUGAGACCACACAGUUCACACUAGAUUAUGUUGCUAGAGGCUCGGGUUUGACAGCAGCCCAAAUAAAUAACAAAGCGCACUUCAAAAUAUACCCAACGUCUCAACAGUGUUUAGACCCUGGUGAUAUAACAAUUCUAAUAAGAGGGCCCAAAGAUACUUAUGGUAUGACUGUGCUUCCUCCUAUUUUUGGCAAAGCUCAGUUGAUCCGGCAAAAAUUGCUCGGUCUAAAUUCGAAACCAAAUUACACAGAAAAUAUUUUACCGAUUACACAAGGAGCUGUGUAUUUAAGGAGUUACGGUAAAAAUGACAUGAAUAAAACUUACCAUAUCCCAAAAAGUAAAUAUGAUAUAACAAUCGAAGCUGAGCCACAAACUGAUCAUACUAAAAUCAGUUACAUAGUAAAUCUUGAAGGCAAAUAUGAUAUUUCCAUUACAAGUCGGGGUCAAAGCAUUGUAGGAUCGCCUUUUACUGUAACCGGAUCAAAAAAUAUACUAAGUGUUUUGGAGAAAGAAAGUUUUUGUUUGGAGGACGGAGAAGAAAUCGAUAUUGUUGAUGUAAAAACAGACAGAAAAAUAGUAUUAAGAAUUGUUGAUUUCGUGACCGAAAAAAUGUUACUAAAAGAAAAUGGUUCAUUGGAAAAGAUUAGUGAUGAUGAAGCAAAAAUUUUAAUGACUUCUGAAAGCAAUGACGAAACCGAAUCCAUUAAAGAAAAAACAAUGGAAAAAUUAAUAACAAGCAAAGUGCGAAUUAUACAGCCAAAUAAGAACGAUAAAUUUUAUAACGCCGUUAUUAAAGUGAUAAUGAUUAAACGAGUGACUAACAUAUUAAAAGAACUUUUGGAUGCGCGUUAUUUAGUAAAACAUAAGAAAGAAAAAGUAAGCCCUUAUCAUCGAAAUCAACAAGACAUUCCAGAUAUAGUAAACUCAACUCUGACGGACACAAAAUUGAAUCCAUUUGUUUUAUCUGAUGUGCGUAGUAAAUAUAUUAUUCCAGAAAAUAUUAAUGUAUCACUUCGAAAUGAAAAGUCAUGUGAAACGGGAAAUACUGAAGAGAAAACAUUAAUUAUUAACAAAUACCCAUCCGUGCCUCCAGAAAGCAACUUUAAUAAUAAUCUAACAGAAACGAAAGAUGAAAAAAAUAUUUUUAAUCUAUGUGAUAUUAGCGAAGAAGAAAUAAUGGUUAUUUCAUCGUCGCCUAGUAAUCCAUUUUUGAUCGAUACAUACAUGCAAAAUUAUGAAACAGAAAAGGACUUGGGUAGUUAUGUAGCAACCGAAUACGAAACAAAUAAUGCCCAGAGCGAAGAAUUUCCAGAGUCACCUAUAAAGAUUCUUAUCGAAGAAAAUGCCACAUCAUCACCCAUUCAAAGUAACAAUCCAUUCAUUGACAAGGAUAUUACACAGUUAGAAAGACCAAAAACCCCUGUUUUAAAGAUAAUAACUGGCGAUAUAAAAAAUCGCGCCGAUUCUGUUUAUGUUGAUCCAAGAAAUGAACAACUCAAUGAGGAAAUGCUCGGAAACGAAUUUAUUAACCCAUUUUUUACACAUAAACAUCAUCAACCGAGCCAACUACAUGAAUCUCUACCUAUAACUGAUUUUAUCAUAGGGGCACCAGUAUCUUUACCGCCUAUAAUAAGAACAUCAACUCCAGAACCAAACCUGGACUUUUCAAAGAUUACUAAAAAUAAUAAUGUCGGUGGAAAGGCUAAAGUAUCAAAUGAUAUAAGCGAUUAUAUGUCAACCGAAGAAUCAAAUUCACUAUUUUCAACACCAUUACACAAUAGCACUAAAGAUGGUGUUAACACGACAACCUCUCAUAGUUUGAACUACAACUUGGAAGAACAUACAGAAGAUCUUAGUGCAUCUGAUUCUAAUACGCUUGAAUCAUAUCAAAUCGUAGCAAUACACUCCAAUGAAGAUAAAACGCCGAAUAAAGAAAUAUGGGAUUCAGCGUACGUGAGUAUUGAUGAAAAUAAUAGUACUCCCGACACUAACAAUAAUGAUAAUUCACAAUCAUGUGAAAUAUUUGGUAAACAAAAGUUUCCUAUUAGUGAUGCUACUUUUGAAUUAAGACAAGAGGACUUGUCAAAUAUGGGUCCAGCUGAAAGAGAACUUUGGCAGACAUGUAAUGAAUUAAACGAUGGAUUGAAGGCUUGUGAAGAUACUAGGAAUUUGAAUUGGGAAUCACGAAAACAUAUUUUUACACCAAUCUUAGAAGAAAAUGUUCGAAGCAUUUCAUCUGAAAUGAAAGAUAUAUCUGUAAUUGAAAUAUCCCAGUCAAAAUUCAAGGAAUCUGAUCCGAUAUCAGUGGCAUUUGCUGAACUAAACAAUAUUUAUCAAGACUAUUUUCCGAACCCUGAAACUGAAAAUAAAUUAACCACAAACGAAAAACAACAGUUUAAGGUCUUGAAAGUGGACGACAUGGUAAAAACCAACGAUAUUGUCGAUUCCGCAUCUGAAACAUUAGCAGAUGUGAAAAGACACACGAACGAUUUCGAAGGAAAGAUUUCUGAGGUUCAGGUAAAUGUCACUGAAUCAGAUUCAGUAAGUCAACCCCUUCCUUACCAAGUCCAAGACUACACUGAUAAUAAUAAAAAUAUAAAUACCAUACAAUUUGGUGACCACAGUAAAUCGAACAUAGUACUUGAGAAGAAAAAAUAUUGGGAUGAUCGCAUUCGCCAAAUUGAAGCGAAAUCCCAAGAAACAACGACCUUGCAAAAGAAAAGACGAAUAUCUUCAAAACACUUACGACAUAACGACUCACUGACGAAACGACGUGGUAAACAGAUUGUCAAAAACUUUCUUAGCACCCUCGACGUUGAUCAAAAGCUCACUACUAAUAGUCAAGAUAACACAUUAGAACAAAAAAAUGGUCAGUCUUUGAUAUCAGAACCCGCGCCAAAGGAAGUCAAACUUGUUGACAAAUGGAAAAGAUAUUGGGACGAUAAACUUGAAUCGGAAAGUAAUGAAACUGACAUGACGUACCAUAAAACACAACCAUUAGAAAGUAAAACACAUUCUAGUUCACAAAAAAAUAUAAAUAAAAUGAACGAUCAAGAAUUUUCUGAAAACAAACAAAUAGAAUCGAACUCAUCGCCGACACCUGUGAAACAAGAACUACCUGAAGAGGUAUUCAAAGCAUUUGAAACCAGUCCUAAGAGAUUUUUUGGCACGUCUAGAAAACAAAUUUUAAGUAAAAUAGAUACAUUUUUAGGAAAAUCAAGUACCGAAGAAAAUUCAUCAUCAGGGAUUCCCGGUGCUAGUCAUGAAACUGGUUUGGUUUCUAGUCGUAUAUCUUUAUUUCAUAGUAUAUCUCACACAGAACAAUUACCGUGGGAUCGAAAAAAAUGCAAAUCCCUACAUAAUAUAUUCGAACAAAGAGAUAACAGUAAAAGACAAAAUGUAACGACAAGUAACACUGAAUACAUUGAAUUCAAAACCAAUGCAGAUUCGAUAACGAAUGAUGCGGAUGUAUCUGAGAAUAUUUCAUUGCAAGAAAAACGAAAUAGACUUGUUUCUCAUACAUUCAAUAAAAGUUUCGAUGAAACCACUUACCAAAAGUCAAUAAUAUCCUUCAACAAAACUCCAUCCCAGCAAAAAGAAAACACAUAUGUUCAAAACAGCAUCAAAGAUUUAAACAGACGAGAUGAAAGAAUCCAAAAAUAUAAAAAUGCUGUUCUACGUCGUAAAUCUUUUAGUAAAUCAGAAAUGGAUAUCUUCAACAAAGCGACAAAUAAAGAAUCCGAAAAUGAUUUAGACAAACAUAAAUCUUGUGAUGAACUUCCAAAAAUAAAUGUUAAAAACGUGAUAUCGCUCUAUGAAAGUGUAUCAAAGACAUCUGUCGAUUCAAAACCAACAAGAACCUUCAAUAAAAAUAGUUCGAAUGUUCGGAAGCAUUGGCAAGCUAACAAUUCACAAUCAGUAGCUGUUAACAAAUCCAAUACUCCGACACCGACGUUUAUCUUAAAAUCAGAAGAUGAAUCGACAACAAAUUCACCGUCUCCAUCAUCUAAAAUACAUGAAAUAAAUAAGAGCUAUGAAAGCAUUAGUAGUUUAAAUACAGACUUUAAAACGGACAACGAAUCAAACGGCGUAGAAACCACAGAUAAUCAAGAAAGCACAUUUUUAAGCUUAUCCGAUAUAGAAUUAGAGAUCAUAGAUAAUUGUUCUGACAAUUUAUCUAAAUCACCAACACCAGAGCACGAGACAGCUCAAACAGACUAUAGAUCUCGAUUCAAAAUGGCGAAACAAUAUUUUCAAUCAUUAGAAGAACUAGUAGAGCCAAAAAAGCCACGCAAAUUAAACGAAUGUGAAAUAUUAUUAGGAAAGAAAUCGCCCACAGAGCUUACAAAUAAACGGCCGCAGAAAAGGGUAAAAAAAAACAUCAAAUCUCAUUCGAUGCCGUCAUCUGAAAUAUCAAAAAUUUGGCAACAAUUCCAAGAUAAAACAGAAGCAGACGCUGGUGCUUCUAAGCUCGUAAAAAUAUCUGAAAAGUUUAAUGUUGAAGAUUUAUUCACCGACGUUAUGGAAGGUAGAUUGAGCCGCCAAGGAAGCUUAAGAGGUAUUCCACACAAAAAAGCUGUUCUCGAAACGUUUAGAUCAAUGGAAAACCUUACAGAUAAGAAAUAUAGUCCUUAUGAUAUCGCAAUAUCGCAACUAAACGAAUUCGCUAAAGAAAAUCAAAUAAAAAACGCUCAGACUUACCUGAGUGAAUAUCCUUAUUUGCCUACAACUAAUCCGUCCAAAUAUCAUUCUAGAAUAGAUGCGAAAGCGUCUGGGCUUAUAAGUCUCAAGGAAAUCAUAAACAAGAAACCUAGAAGAAAUAGUGUGCCAGAUAUAAGAUUGAAUCCUGCAUUCACAGUAAAUCUUUAAAAUCUUAAGAGUAGAAUAUAAUACAACACGCGGCAAAUAACUUUGAAAAUGCGUAUGACAUAACUAAUUUCACAGCCGCAGUUAUGUACCUAUUGUACAGAUGUUAUUCUAAUUGAUUCUUAGUUUUUAUAGAAUUAUGUCCAGUAAAUGUUGAACAUUAGCAAGUAACAGUGUCAAAGAUCGUGUGUAAUAUUUUAGCAACUUAUUUCAACUGUUCUCUUCACGUGUUGUCAUAAUAGAUUUAAAAAAAAAUACUUGUACAUUUGUACAGAAAUUGAAUCUAAUUAUAUUUUAAGGAACUAUUUGUAUUGUAACUAUUUAUUCUUAAAUAAAUUAAUUAUCAAUACUUACCGUUUAUUUGCUUCCACAUAAUGAAUUGAAACAACUUAAGUACUAGAAUUAUUU
Messenger RNA from Diatraea saccharalis (sugarcane borer), 7813 nucleotides. The record is from the annotation of a GenBank genome assembly. Lineage: Eukaryota; Metazoa; Arthropoda; Insecta; Lepidoptera; Crambidae.